This is a messenger RNA of Dioscorea cayenensis subsp. rotundata (Guinea yam), 1379 nucleotides long. Its product is annotated as cellulose synthase-like protein E6. The record is from RefSeq and is a predicted model, not a curated record. The transcript has 6 exons. Lineage: Eukaryota; Viridiplantae; Streptophyta; Magnoliopsida; Dioscoreales; Dioscoreaceae. Gene Ontology annotation, biological process: cellulose biosynthetic process; plant-type primary cell wall biogenesis. Gene Ontology annotation, molecular function: cellulose synthase (UDP-forming) activity; mannan synthase activity. Gene Ontology annotation, cellular component: trans-Golgi network; plasma membrane. Bases 26 to 1360 code for a protein of 444 amino acids.
AUAAACUAGAGAUAAAAAGAUAAGAAUGGAAAGAGAGAUGAGCACUAGUGUUUCUCUAUUCAAAACAUAUGGAGCAAAGGGAAGGACGCUCUACAAGCUCUAUGCAGGCUUUAUGCUCCUGUGUAUCUUAUCUAUAUUGUUCUAUAGACUCACUCACAUCCCUUUAGAACAUUAUAGUUUGACAUUUGCAUGGAUUUCAUUGUUUGCAUCCGAACUAUGGUUUUCUUUCUAUUGGAUUCUAACUCAAUCCGUUCGUUGGAAUCCAAUUUAUCAUCAAACCUUCAAAGAAAGACUCUUGCAAAGACAUGGGAACGAACUUCCCAUGGUUGAUAUUUUCAUUUGCACUGCCGAUCCGGUUGCCGAGCCGCCGAGUUUAGUGAUGUCAACAGUGUUAUCAAUGAUGGCUUAUGAUUAUCCAAAAGAGAAAUUGAGUGUGUAUCUUUCAGAUGAUGCUGGUUCAGAGCUUACUUUUUAUGCUCUAUGUGAAGCAUGCAAGUUUGCAAAGCAUUGGAUUCCAUUUUGCAACAAGUUUGAUGUUGAACCAAGGUCACCAAAUGCAUUUUUCUUCAAGGCUUGUCAUUUCUCUUCUUCCGACCUGUCUAUCUCUAAGGAGUGGUCCCAAAUGAAGGACAUGUAUGAAAAGAUGAUCAAUAGGAUUGAUUUUGUUGUUACAAAAGGCAAUGUUCCUCAAGAACUCAAGAAACAUCAAGGAUUUUACAAAUGGACUUCAAACAUGACUUCAAACAAUCAUGAUGCCAUAAUUCAGAUUUUAGUUGAUGGAAAUGGUGAAAUUUCAGUUGAUAUUGAGAAAAAUUUGUUGCCAAGGGUAAUUUACAUGGCAAGGGAGAAGAGACCUCAACAUCAUCAUAACUUCAAAGCGGGCUCUAUGAAUGCUUUGUUAAGGGUGUCAUCAAAGAUAAGCAAUGGCCCAAUAAUACUGAAUGUUGAUUGUGACAUGUACUCUAACAAUUCACAAUCAAUUAAAGAAGCAUUAUGCUUCUUUCUUGAUGAAGAGAAGGGACAUGAAACUGGUUUUGUCCAAUAUCCUCAAUAUUUUGACAACAUCAGUAAGAAUGAUUUGUAUGAUAACUCCCUCAAUGUCCUCAACAAGAUUGAUCUUCUUGGAUUGGAAAGUUGGGGAGGGACAGCAUAUAUGGGAACAGGGUGUUUCCACAGAAGAGAAGCUCUUCAAGGGAGGAAAUAUAGCAAAGAUUACAUUGAAGAUUGGAAGAAAGAUAUAACAAGUGUGGAGAAUGCUACGGUUUUGGAAGAGAAAGUAAAACAUCUUGCUAGUUGCACCUUUGAGCACAACACUCUGUGGGGCAAAGAGGUAUCCCUUAUCACCCCUAUUCUAUUCUAAUUCUAUUAUAUUAUAUUCC